CCUCCUAUCAUAAAUACACCUUGGCUCUCCCUCUCUUCUUCUUGUUGCUUUCAUUCUCAAGCUUAACCCCAUCUCCUUCUCUUUAUAUUUUGCAAAAUGGACUUUAACAAGAUCUCUUCUCCCUUCGAUUGCCUUCUCUUUGAUCUUGAUGACACAUUGUAUCCGUCUGGUCUUGGAAUUGCGCAGGCCUGCAAGCGAAAUAUCGAAGAAUUUCUUGUUAGAAAAUUUGGUGUGGGUGAAGAAAGAGCAACAUUUCUUCGAGCUGAGUACUUUAGAUCCUAUGGCAGCACUCUUGCUGGACUCUUGGCACUUGGUCAUGAUGUUCAUCCGGAUGAGUAUCACAGUUUCGUGCACGGGAGGUUGCCGUAUGAGAACAUCCGACCCGACCCAAAGUUAAGACAGCUCUUGCUCAGCACGCCACAGACCAAAAUCAUGUUCACGAAUUCGGACCGCAAACAUGCGAAGAAAGUUUUAGAGAAACUCGGCAUUGAGGAGGAGAUCUUUGAGUGCAUUAUUUGCUUUGAGACUCUAAAUCCUCAUCUAUUCAAAACCAACAAUAGCUCAACUGAGGUUAUUCUGAAACCAUCCCUUUCUGCUGUGGAGGUUGCCAUUCGACUUGCCGGGUCGGAUCCUCAUCACACUCUGUUCUUAGAUGAUAGUGAAAGGAACAUUGCCGCCGGCAAAGCUUUGGGUCUUCGAACUGUUUUGGUUGGCAAGAGGGUGAAGACCAACGAAGCAGAUUAUUUGGUAGAUGGAAUGUUCAACCUAAAAGCAAUGAUACCAGAGAUUUGGGGACAAAAGAAGAAGAAUGCAAAUGCAAAUGAAGAACACGACUCAAUAGUGAUGAGGAUUGAAUUGGAUUCCAUUAGGCCAACCACCACCAUUGAAGCUUAAUCACUCACGAGAAGAGUAUAUAUAUCAUGAAUGCUGACGGGCUUGUACGCUCACCAUCCAUAAUUGAACAUAUCCUCACGACGAUCUGAUGGAUGGUGAUAUGUUGUAGACAUACUACUUGCUUUUGUUGCAUUUGUUUAUGGAAUAAGAUGAUGUGGAUGUUGAUGUUAACAAGAUGAAGUGUUGGCUGUACUCCAGCUAUUAUGUUGUCAUGCUGACUUGUUUCCCUAUCAAAAUGUACUUAUGAAAUGAUCAUAACUUCU
Messenger RNA from Asparagus officinalis (garden asparagus), 1157 nucleotides. Its product is annotated as suppressor of disruption of TFIIS. The record is from RefSeq and is a predicted model, not a curated record. Bases 97 to 894 code for a protein of 265 amino acids. Lineage: Eukaryota; Viridiplantae; Streptophyta; Magnoliopsida; Asparagales; Asparagaceae. The transcript is spliced from 8 exons.